Messenger RNA from Meriones unguiculatus (Mongolian gerbil), 8666 nucleotides. It is a transcript of the gene Tmem132b, whose product is annotated as transmembrane protein 132B. The transcript has 9 exons. Lineage: Eukaryota; Metazoa; Chordata; Mammalia; Rodentia; Muridae. The coding region runs from base 962 to 4195 and encodes 1077 amino acids. The record is from RefSeq and is a predicted model, not a curated record.
CCUGGGACUUUCUCCCCACACUGGCUUUGGGCCGACCCCCUAGUGGACGAAUCCGGCGACCUGCCCAGGUGUGGGAGGCCCAGGCUUGGCUCCUCUCAGCGCUCUCGCGGGCCCUCAAGCCGCGUCUCGACCCUCACGCGCCCUAGUCUGUGCUCCGCCUCGCAGUCUGGCCCUCGCAGACCUCCCUUCUCCUUUGGUAGCUGCCUUGCCGUCUCGACCUCGACCUCGGGGACAUCAGUCGUUGCACUCCCAGCACACCGUGUGACCUACGAGCUCUCUCUGCCCCUGCGGGAGUACCUACUUGGGUCUCCACAGGCCUAGGCAGCCCUGCGCCCUCCCCUGGGAGUGAGUGACACAUCCAGCCGCUUAACCGCUGGGGGCCGCCGGGUGUCUUGGCCCCGGGGGAAGGAAAGAGCACCACUCUGCCUCCGCCUUCUCUAUCCUCUUCCAUACCCCGGCUGUUCCUCCUCCCUCUUCUUCUCCACCUCGUUCCUCUUCUUCCUCCCUUCCUCCCUUCCCUUCCUCCUCCCUCUCUCCUCCUCCCCUCCCCAACUCCAUCCUCCUCCCUCUUCUUCUAGCCCCAUUCCUCCUCCUCCCUCUCCCUCCUCCUCCCUCCCCCCUUCCUCUUCUCCCUCCUCCUCCUUUCCUGUCCUCCCCCCUCCUCCUCCCUCCCCUCCUCCCUGCUCGGCUCGCUCACUCUCGCGCUGGCUGGAGGGGCGGCCGGCAGCUGGCGCUGGCCGAGGCGGCGGCGGCGGCGGCGGCGGCGGCGGCGGGAUGGGACGCGCGCUGGGGCACAGGAGCCGAGGCGCCGGCGGGGGCCGCGCAACUCGGGCCAAGUGCCGGGCGGGCGCGCGCUGAGCCCGGGCGCCUUCUGCAGCCGGCGGCCGAGCGCCGAGCCGAGAGGUGCGGGAGGCGGCGGCGCAGGAGCGAGCGGAGCCCGGCGCCGGCUCCCCGGAGGACCAUGCGGGCCCCGGCCGCGUCGCUCGGGCUGCUGCUGGCGCUGAGCGCGCUCCGCUGCGCAGAGAGCACGGGUCGAGGCGUUGCCGACAGCCUGCAGAGGUUUUCUUCCCUGCCUGCCUAUCUCCCAGCCAGCUUCCAGGUCUCUGACGCAGAAGAGGCGUUCUCCCUCAAAGAGGCCAACCAGGACCUCAUGCGCAACGCCAGCCUGCAGGCCCGAUCCGCCACCCUCUUCAUCCACCGAGCCCGGAGCCCUCCUGCCAUCAACGCCAGCUACGGCCCCUUCUCCGUGGAGAAGGCGGUGCCCUGGGACUUCCUGCUCUCGCCCACCCCUUUUGGAAAUAUGGAGAGGUUCCCUUUCAACUGGAGGCUCAAGUCCCACAUCCUCGACAGCUCCAUCUUCUCCAACAGACCCAAAGUGCAGACGCUGUUCUAUGUCACCGGCAUGGGCUGGGAUGACAGUGACCCUGGGGACGAUCUCCCCUGUGUCAAGAUGUUCGCCUUCCCAGAGGCCAGGGAGGUGGCAGCCAGCUGCCGGCUGCGGGGGGCCCCCGGGCUGUGCGUGGCGGAGCUGGAGUUGCUGCCUGAGUGGUUCAGCUCGGGUCUGGACCUGGAGCCCGAGGAGGAGAUCCCGGCCUUGCUGGGUGGCACGGCCAUGGAGCUCUUCUUUGCCCUUUAUCCAGCCAACGAGGCCGGUCAGUGCCCACUGGAAGAGGAGGGCAAAUGGGAAAAUAACAUCCACUCAGAACAGGAGGAGCUUCAGCCCAUGCUCCCCGCCCGGGAGAGGAUCGGCAGCGUGGUGGUCUACCCGACCCAGGACGACCUGAGGUGGUCCCUGGUGAACCUGGAUGACAAUGUCGCCCUGUCGAUCCCCCUGAACCUCAUCCGAGAAGGAGACACCGCCACCUUUUUGGUUUCUCUGACCGGUGGUUCUGUGGCAGACCAGUUCACUCUUCGAAUCAAGGCGGCCUCGGGUGUGAAGAUAACGGCAGUGCGGGUGAGCCACGAGGACCAGUGGGCAGUGCAGGAGGAAAUUGAGGAGGACGGUACCCAGACCACGGCUGCCCUGUCCUGCGUGGGCCACCGCCCGGACACACGGAGCAGGGCAAAUGGCUCCGUCUAUGAGAUUCUGCAAGUGGACUUUGGAGUGGACAACAGCAGUGGCCUGGCCGGGGCCCAGCAAAUCACCUGGCAGGUAGAAUAUCCAGUUGAAGACUCCAUGAGCGAGCUCUUCGUCUCUGAGAUCUUCAUCAGCCAGACCACCUUUGUGGGCAUCGUCCCUCUCGCCAUGGACACAGAAGUUUUGAACACCGCCAUUCUCACAGGAAAGCCCGUCUCGGUUCCCGUCAAGGUCGUGGGGGUUCAGGAAGACGGAUCUGUGGUGGACGUUUUGGACUCUGUGGAAUGCAGGUCGGCGGAUGAAGAUGUCGUGAAGGUCUCCAACACCUGUGAUUCUAUCUUUGUGAACGGGAAGGAGAUGAAGAGCAAAGUGGGCACGAUCGUGAACUUCACGCACCAGCACUUCACUUCCCAGGUGGAGAUCACCGUCUGGGUGCCCCGGCUGCCACUGCAGAUCGAGGUCUCAGACACAGAGCUGAGCCAGGUCAAAGGCUGGAGGAUCCCGGUGGCUUCCAACAGGAGGCCCACACGAGAGAGCGAUGACGAGGAGGACGAGGAGAAGAAAGGACGUGGGUGUACCCUGCAGUACCAGCAUGCCUUGGUGCGCGUCCUCACCCAGUUUGUGACCGAGUCACCUGACCUGGGUCAGCUGACCUACAUGCUGGGUCCUGACUGGCAGUUUGACAUCACUGACUUGGUAACCCAGUUUGUGAAGGUGGAGGAACCAAAGAUCGCCCAGUUACAGGAUGGCAGGAUCUUGGCAGGGCGGGAGCCAGGCAUCACCACUGUGCAGGUCCUCUCACCUCUCUCUGACUCCAUCCUGGCUGAGAAGACAGUAAUUGUCCUGGAUGACCGAGUCACCAUCACGGAGCUGGGUGUACAGCUGGUGGCUGGCCUGUCCCUUUCUCUGCAGCCUCAUAAGGCAGACAAGAAGGCCAUUGUCUCCACAGUGGCUGCCCAGGAUGUCCUGCAAGCCCCGCAGCAGGAAGCCAUAGUCAGUUCCUGGAUCUUGUUCAGUGAUGGCUCAGUGACACCUUUAGAUAUUUAUGAUCCCAAGGAUUUCUCGUUGACCGUUUCCUCAUUGGAUGAAAUGGUGGUGUCUGUCCAGCCAAACCUUCAGACCAAAUGGCCAAUUGUGGUUGCCGAGGGUGAAGGACAAGGGCCCUUGAUUAAGCUAGAGUUGUCGAUCAGCGAGGCUUGUCAGAAGAACAAGAGGAAGAGUACUCUUGCUGUGGGCAAAGGAAAUGUCAAGGUCCGGUUUGAACCUGGGAUGCAUGAGCAGCAAGGAGGCAGCAAUGACAUUGGGGGAAUAAACCGGGAAUACAAAGGCCACCUCAGCAAUUCCAUAGAGCGUGAAGGAAGCCAGGAGCGAGCAGCCCAGGAGUGGUUCCAACAUGGUGCAUCAGUUGGCCGUGAGGACAGGACCAACAAAAGCACAACCCCACAAUCUCCCAUGGGAGGAAAGCUACUUAAAGGUGGAGCAGAUGCCUUCACAAGCUUCCCCACUCAAGGGAAGUCACCAGACUCCAAUAACCCCGGUGACCUCACGAUGACCUCUAGGGGUUUAACAGAUUUGGAGAUUGGCAUGUACGCCCUACUCUGUGUCUUCUGUCUGGCCAUCUUGGUCUUCCUGAUCAACUGCGUGGCAUUUGCCUGGAAGUAUAGACACAAAAGAUUCGCAGUGAGUGAGCAAGGCAACAUCCCCCAUUCCCACGACUGGGUCUGGCUCGGGAAUGAGGUAGAACUCCUGGAGAACCCCGUGGACAUCACUCUCCCCUCGGAGGAGUGCACAACCAUGAUUGACAGGGGUCUGCAGUUUGAGGAAAGGAACUUCCUGCUGAAUGGCAGUUCCCAGAAGACUUUUCAUAGUCAGCUGCUUAGACCCCCUGACUAUGUGUAUGAAAAAGAGCUGAAAAAUGAACCUAUGAGUUCCGGCCCAAAGAGGAAGAGAGUCAAGUUUACUUCCUACACCACCAUCCUCCCCGAGGAUGGGGGCCCGUACACCAACUCCAUCCUGUUUGACAGUGAUGACAGCAUCAAGUGGGUCUGCCAGGAUAUGGGGCUGGGGGACUCUCAGGACUUCAGAGACUAUAUGGAAAGACUACAGGACCAGAUGUAAAGUCCUUUCUUAAGUUCGUAUUCACCUUUAUGCCUUCUGUUUUCUGAAUGGUGGAACAGUGGGUUUGAUCAGCAAUAGGGGGUGACUCAACCAAGUGUCAGAGUUGGGAGUCUGGAGGGAUCCUUGUAAGUGGGUAUCAGCAGUCCGGAGAGCUUGGGAUCAAGCUGGGCGAUGCCUAAAAAAAAAAGUGGCUCCUGGGGACAGGAGACAUUCAGAGGCAGCAGCCUAGAGGCAGACAGGACCCCACAGACACUGUUAGUCACCUCACCACGACCAAUGGCCGUGUGUAAUUGGGAACGUCCAGGAUGGCGAUUUUUCUAUUCCUAGCCCUUUUAAAGCACAGUGGACACUCAUUGCACGUGGCCUGAGUUCGGAUCUCCGUGGUGGAAGAUGACUGAAUGUAGCUUCCUUAGCUGUCAGGAGUGAGGCUCAUUGUUUUUAUAUACAUCUGGACUCGCACCUGUUCUUUUGACCUUACAUUUUUUGAGGGGGAGGGGUUGUUUUGGAAACACAUAAAGAAGAGUUAUGUUUGAUGUUCCUAUGAGUUUUAUUCCUUGGGCCUCAUCAUGUCCUGCCAUUUCUGGUUCUUCACACAGGAUGUCUUUAUUUUAAUUGUAAUUUUGCUGCUGGGGACAGUGUUUAAGAAACAUAUACUCAUGCUUUGUCUUCUUCUUGUUGUUGGACUUUCUCAUCUAUCUCAACAACAGGAGUCUCACUGGAGACCCAGAAGAGAGGGCUUUUUUAAAACAACAAAACAACAACAACAAAAGAACAUUUUACACGUGAAGUUUAACAAAUAUGGAGAAAAGUUGUGUCACAAAUAUCUGUUUCAAUGUCUGCUUGUUAGUUAUUUGUGGAUCUCCUGGGUUAGUACUGACGGCAGAGAGACUCCAGGAUCACAGUGUGGAUGUAAGUCCUCUGAGCGCAAUACAAUGUAUUAUUCAAACUAACAUGAAAAGGAUUGGGGGACUGGUGAGAUGGCUCAGUGGUUGAAAGUACUAGCUGCUCUUGUAGAGGACCUGAAGUUCAGAUUACAGCAUCCACAUGGUGGCUCACAAUCUUCUCUAACUCCAGCUCAGUGGGAUCUCAUGCCCUCUUUUGGCCUCUGUGGGUACUACACUCAUCUGCAUAUACAUACACAUACUAAAAAAAAAAAAAAAGAUAACCAAAUGUUUUAAAAAGUCAUGAUUGAUCUGCAUGACAAAGAAAUAAAAAAACACCUUCAUAUUAAACUCUCCACUUUGCAGAUUUAAAAAACAAUGUUUCAAUUUAGCAAUAUAUAGAAGUAAUCUAUUCAGUGACUGAAAAGAAAAACCUCAAUUGUCACUUGGCAGAGGAGAAACUAUCUCAGGCAUCUUUUGGUAGAGAAAGCAAUGAUUUUCCCAAAUUCAUAAUAAUAAAUGACCGUCCCUGAUCCCAACAAUAAGCUGUUACAAAAAACAAUGGUAUUAAUUUUUUUUGCAUAAUUUUCAAUAAAAGUGCUAAUUUACAAGCAUCAUAAAUAUUCUCAAGAAAGGCAGUGAUUUUGGCUUAGCAAUAUAUGACUUUUUAAAAAUCAUGAUGAUGACAUAACUAGAAAAGCAGACACUUGACUAGGACGUUUCAUUGUGAACUCACUAAGCCAUUGUCAGCCCUCAAAAAUGGAAUUUUUAAAGGCUCAGGGUGUGGGGGUGGUAUCACUGAUGUAUAAUGGCUGCUAUCUGAAUCUUUCAGAGGAGGCUUUUCUCAUUCCUCUGCUCUCAUUUUGUAUGUGUCCAGGAUGGAAACAUGACAGCCAACCCUCCUGUAGAUUACAGGGCAGCUGAGAUGCUCUCCCUGCCUCUCCCACCCAUGGCACUGCAAUUUGUUUACAAACAGGCUGGGAGUGCAGGCACUAUGUGGUGCCCUCCAGAAGUAGGCUCACUUGCUUCUUUGUUUAGAAUGGCCCCUAAGAACAGAAGCUAUUGGGAUCCGUUGCAUUUGACUAGAGGAUGAAGCCAGGAGAUGCAGGCAUUGCAUGAGCUUGGCUGACACUUCCUCCUGCUGAGAGCUCUCUAGUUAGCUAGCUGCUUCUGGAAAGGCUGGAGUGGGGAAGGUAGCCCCAAACAACCUGUGCAGGCCAGCAGAGUUAUAGAUAAGUCUGGCUCCUUUUAUAAGGCAUUUGAAGCCCUGUCUCAUAUCACAGAGAUAAUGGGAUCUCAUUUCUGAAAGUGAGGCGCCUCACCGGAAACAAGGGCACACAAAGCAGGCUUCCUUCUCUUGGUUAGAUGGGGCCUUUGGCUUGCCUGUGACUUAGCAGGAAGUAGGCAUUUGCAGGCUCAAAGUAGGAUGGGGAGCUGACCGUGGUCCUGAAAGAUGCCUCCCUGGAUCUGUUAGGCACAGUGAAUUGGCCUCUGUACAUUUCACUGACUUUUUGUGUUAGGACACCGUCAAUUCAGAUCAAAGUCAAGUGGCAGGUUAUGAGGGAAAUGGGAUCCUUUUAACACGUGACACACAGUUGCAUGUAUACAGACACACAUAAGCACAUGUAUCCACAUCACUCUGUGCGAGUACCAAGGAGUCACAGACUCAGUCAUUUGAUGGGAAUCAAAAGAGGCUGCCAGUCAUUCUUAGAUCCAGCUGGAACAGGCCUCAGCAUCACAGAGUCAUGGAAGCAUCUUGUGCUCUAAGUAUCGCCUGUGGGUUAUAAGCUGUGGCUAUCUCACUUGAUUUUCCACUAAUUCAGCUAUGAUGUUUGUGCUAGCCUCUAAAACACCUGAACUAGAAUUGGGGAGAUGGCAUAAACCAUCAAGCCUUAAAUCCAAUUUCCCAGGGCCUUGCAUUUGCUGGAUUUCAGUUCUCAUGGCUGAGAAUAUCCAAAUUACAACUCUUGAUAAAUAAUCUGAGCCAGAAACUCAUUAUCAAGUUCACCCCUUUGCCACAAGAAUGGUGUUUGUGAUUAGAUUCCUCCUGGGGAAGUCAGGAGAGAGUAACAGGCUGUGAGCUCCUUUGCCAAACAGAGGGAGGUUGAGACAAGAGAUAGACAAAGGUUGUGUGACCUGGAAUAUUUAGAGACAAUGCAGUCAUUGUUUCUAGGAUUUGCACGUGGUGCUUUUGGGGUCAGGGUACAGGACUCAUUAGGCAGGUGCCAUCCCAAAGGACUGGAGCUAAAUGAAAAGUGUGCUGGAUUUGAGAGACUCAUAUUCAGUGCCAGCUUUGGCCAGAAGAGCAUCCUGUAACUAGCGUCAGAAAACUGUCUGGCACACUGGCCAGGUUACAUUCCCAGCACGGCAAUUCUUAGCUGUCUAGGCAGAACGUUUCCUUUCCCAGAUAUGCAUACAGGCAAGACAUGCAUGGAUUUUAUUUUACUUCCUUGGCCACACCUAUUGACUGAAGUAACUUGUACCUCACUCAUUUAAGCUUUAGGGAGCCAUCUUUGGGUGUUCUGAUCAACAUUUUGUUGUUGUUGUUGUUUCACUCUUUGUGGGACUGACGAGAGAGCUCAGUCAGUAAAGUUUGCUGCAUAAGCCCAAAGACUGGAAUUCGAUCUUCAGCACCCACAUAAAAAUCAAGGCAUGGUGGUGUACACUUAUAAUCUCAGCCUGGGAGAUGAAAACAGGCAGGCACCCAAGACUUCCGCUCCAGCCAGCCUUGCUGAAUUGGCAAGUUCCAGGUCCCAGUCAGAGACCCGGUCUCAAAAUGAAGGUAAAUGGUGUCUGAGGAAAUCACCUGAGGUGGUUGAUACACACACACACACACACACACACACACACACACACACACAGAGAGAGAGAGAGAGAGAAUUAAAAAGAAUGGGGUUCUCAAUGAAUGAAGCUAUAUCCAUCAGUGAGGAGUCCUCCUGUCCCCAGCAGUGAGCACAGGCAGUGUUUCUGAAUCCUAUCUUCAGCCCAUUGGGUUUUCUACUCUGGUCAUCUAAAGAGGGUCACAUUUCUCCAUUCAGGUCUCUGUAAAUGACACCAUAGAUGGUUUGUAAACUGUACUUUUCUUUUCCAUCAAAACCGUGUUUGUACAAUGUGAUGCGUCUCACCUGUCACAUAGAGGAGGAUGGUGGGACAAAGUUUUGUUGAAAUACAGACAGCAGAUAUUUUUGUAUGUAAUAUAGGCAAUAUAACGAAACUGUGAACGGUGUAUUGGAAUAAAUACAUUUACAAAUAAAAGCAUGUGAAACUGUAGCUUUUAAGUGUACAGACAUCCAGCUCAACAGUAUUUAAAUGGAUGAUGGGCAAAGCACUGGGGCCUGACAUUGAAAAAUACACCAAGUUAGGAAUUCUGACCUGGAAAGGACAUUGUGGCUCAUGCUGGGAUUGUUGAUGGAAUCUUCCAGAACAUUUUGAUCUUACUCUUCAUUACUUUCUGAAUUUUUCCCUUCCCCACCCGACAUUGGAAAUAUUUCGGAAAUAAAAUGACUUCAUUUUUCAGCAUAAAGGUAUAUUCUAAUCACAGGGUAACUCAUCAUUUUUAACAUGGAAAUAAACAUUUGAACAUUCUUCAA